This is a messenger RNA of Prunus persica (peach), 788 nucleotides long. RefSeq lists its product as uncharacterized. The transcript is spliced from 2 exons. Lineage: Eukaryota; Viridiplantae; Streptophyta; Magnoliopsida; Rosales; Rosaceae. The coding region runs from base 184 to 465 and encodes 93 amino acids. The record is from RefSeq and is a predicted model, not a curated record.
AACAACAGGAACCUUUAACUGUAAGUCUCUGUCAGCACCUUCCUCCGUUUCGUUGUUUUAGGGUUAGGCUUAGCGUCUAUUUCUAUUUGUUGUUCUACAAUGAAAUUGGGGGUUUACAAUUCACUUCUGUCCCAAACCCUAGAUUGAUUACCCAAUACUCGCAAUUGUUUUUCUUUCUUGAAAAUGGAUUCAGCUGAUCCUUCUAAGGGCAUGAGCACGCUUGACGCGACCAUGGAAGAUAGCUGCGGUGCCCGACCUAAGGCAACGUGGAAGAAAAUGGGGCCUGUAGAGAAGGAGGCAUCUGUGCACGAAGAAAUGAAGAGGAUGCAGAAGCUGCCAGCAAACAGUACUUAUGUCACUCAUAGGUUGCGGGUUCUCAACAAAAUUCUGCAGCUUUUGUCCAUUCAGAGAACUGCAUCACAAGAACGGGAGUUGGAGUUGCUUUUUGCUGGGCUUUCUCUGUGAACCCAACCAACCUUUUUCAGGCAGUAGUCAGUUCCAGUUGAAAUUUUAUUUUGUGGAGUUAGAUAUAUGUGACUACUAUUUUAGUGCUCUGUUUGAACCGGCUGACAAAUAGUUUAAUUAUUUGUUGUGUUUGAUAUAUGUAUAUACUGUUAAAACAUGAAACAAAAUAGCUCAUGGUAUAGGAAAAGUUUAUUUUAUUAUCCGUUCACUUGGAUCCUCAUUUUCUUCCCAAAAGAAGGAAGGGGAGUAAUCUGCGUACAAUGGAAAAUGCAAGCGCUGUUUCAUGUAAAGACGGAUAGAGAAAUGUAUUGGUUUUGGCUGAA